This is a messenger RNA of Rosa rugosa (rugosa rose), 1341 nucleotides long. RefSeq lists its product as uncharacterized. The record is from RefSeq and is a predicted model, not a curated record. The transcript has a single exon. Lineage: Eukaryota; Viridiplantae; Streptophyta; Magnoliopsida; Rosales; Rosaceae. The coding region runs from base 244 to 915 and encodes 223 amino acids.
AAACCUAGAAAAAUUCUAAUUUUUUGAAAUUCAAGAACUGUAUGUUGUGUGUAACUUGAGAAACAACUUCUGUGUCCCCAUAGAGCCAUCACUUGAUCGUCGCAAAAAUCUGUGCGGGAACUUCGGAUAUACAUCUAUUGGACCUCUUCGGCUUCCUCAUAAUUUUUGUCUUCUCAACUGUUGUUCUAGUUUGGAUCCAAACACAGAAAGGGAGUUCUCUGCUCACGAGUUCAGAAAUACAAUAUGUAUCAUCCUACUAGAGGUGGAGUUCGUGGUGGUCGAGAUCAGUUUAGUUGGGACGAUGUUAAGAUCGACAAGCAUCGUGAGAAUUAUCUUGGCCACAGUAUAAAGGCCCCUGUUGGUAGAUGGCAAAAGGGUAAGGAUCUACACUGGUAUAACAGAGACAAAAAAACAUGGAGUGCCGAAAUGGAUGCAGCAAAAGAGGAGAUUAAAAGAAUUAAGGAGGAAGAGGAUCAGGCUAUGAGGGAGGCUCUUGGAUUAGCUCCUAAGCGUGCAAACCGAGCUCAAGGUAAUCAACUUGAUAAGCAUGAGUUCUCAGAACUUGUGAAGCGAGGUUCUACUGCAGAGGACUUCGGUGAAGGGCAUGCAGAAGCAGCAAACAUACAUGGUCUUGGUUUUUCAAGAGCACCUGUCCCUUGGGAUGAUUCAACUUCUCUUCAACCUACAGUCAAUGGAGGUGCACCUGAAAUAGGGGAUAUUCCUGUGCCUAAGCUUCCACCAAAAGAAAAGGUUGAAGAGGAGUCCGAGGAUGAAAGCAGUCGAAGGAAAAGGAGGCAUGAAGAGAGGAAGCACAAGAAACAUGAGAGGCGUGAGAAACGCCAGAAGCAUGAAAAAGGGCAUUCCUCAGACAUGAGAAAACAUAGGAAAGACAAGGAGAAGAGGAGAUAUGCUUAGGACUUUGAGUGAAUGUUCUUACUUUGUGAUUAAUUGGAUCUGAUUCUUUGUAGGUGAUCAACUUCGUUUUAACUGGAUAUUGUAUAUGAGAGUAUAUGCAUAAGAAAAGUACACACUUGAUGAAAUUAUUGUACUUGUUGUCUCUUGCCGGUGAAAAAAAAAAAUUAAAAAAAUAAAAAAUAAAAACUUCUGUGUCCCCAUAAAACCCUUUGGAUUUUCCCCAGCUUUUAAUGUGGAUGGUUUGCCCUAAUAGGGAAUAAAGAGUAACAUGUACUUCUAGCUCUAUAAUGUUCUAUAUUGAGCAUGUUAAUGUGUAGUUUGAAAACUUUGGCACACAGACCAUUGCACUGGCUGUAAUUUAGCACAGGAUGACAAAUUGUUUCUGCAGUAUUGAUCAUGAAAGAGAGGACUGGAACCCAGUUGUAG